GAGUCACUCGCGCGGAUGCCAGCAACGGCCGCGGUUCGCUGUUAGGCCCCGAGGAGGAGGAGGAUCGAACACGCGGCCAGAGCUCACUCGGGAGCCACCGUCUCCCAGCGCGGCGGCGAGCGAAUGGACGAGAAACCUAAAAAGAGAAAGAAGCUUUACAGAUAGAACAGUGCAUUCAGUCCUUGCCUCCAGACAGAAAACAGCAAAAUGAAUUCUGAAUCAAAAAAGCAGCUGAACAUCAUUGUUUUAGGAACAGCUUUUAUGUUUAUGUUCACUGCUUUCCAGACAUGUGGAAAUAUUGCGCAAACUGUCAUCACAAAUUUAAACAACACUGAUUUUCAUGGCAGUGGCUACACAAGCAUGGCUGUUAUUUAUGGGGUGUUCUCAGCAUCAAAUCUGAUUUCGCCUUCAGUGGUUGCCAUCAUAGGGCCACAAUUAUCCAUGUUCAUAAGUGGCAUCUUUUAUAGCAUAUAUAUUGCCGUUUUUAUCCAGCCUUCUACUUGGACUUUCUACACAGCCUCUGUUUUCCUUGGAAUAGCAGCUGCUGUGUUAUGGACUGCUCAGGGAAACUGCCUGACAAUAAAUUCCAAUGAAAACACAAUUGGCAGGAACAGUGGAAUAUUCUGGGCAUUAUUGCAAUCCAGCUUGUUUUUUGGCAACCUCUAUAUAUACUUUGCCUGGCAAGGGAAAUUACAUAUAACAGGAGGAGACCGUAGGACCGUCUUCAUUGCUUUGACAGUGAUCAGUCUUGUGGGCACUGUUCUGUUUUUUCUCAUUCGAACACCAGAAGAAUCUAGUUCAGAAGAAGGAGAAACCACUACUGACAACCUUGUAGAACACACGUCUGGCCAGAGCAAAAUGACAAAGGCUGUAGAUGCAUUUAAAAGAUCUAUCAAGCUGUGUGUCACGAAGGAGAUUCUGCUGCUUAAUCACAACAGCCUACAGACAGGUCUGGAAUUAACAUUCUUCUCUGGAGUGUAUGGGACCUGUAUAGGUGCUGUAAAUAAAUUUGGUAAUGAAGAAAAAAGCCUCAUUGGACUCUCUGGUAUUUUUAUUGGUGUUGGAGAAAUAUUAGGUGGAGGAAUCUUUGGUCUCCUGAGCAAGAGCAACAGAUUUGGUAGGAACCCUGUAGUGAUGUUAGGCAUUGUGGUCCAUUUCAUAGCCUUCUAUUUGAUUUUCUACAACAUCCCAAAUGAUGCCCCCAUUGCCUCCAUGGAUGGAACUGACAGUAUAGCAUUCAUGGAACCAAGCAAAGAAGUGGCUGUUUUUUGCAGCUUCCUCUUGGGCCUAGGUGAUAGCUGUUUCAACACACAGCUCCUCAGUAUUUUGGGAUUUCUGUACUCAGAAGACAGUGCACCUGCCUUUGCAAUCUUUAAAUUUAUCCAGUCUGUCUGUGCAGCCAUCGCUUUCUUCUACAGUAACUAUUUGUUUCUUCAGUGGCAGCUUCUGAUAAUGGUUGUGGUUGGGUUCUUUGGGACAAUUUCAUUCUUCACUGUGGAGUGGGAAGCUCCAGCAUUUGUUGCCAAGAAUUCGGAUUACAGCAGCAUUUGAUGAAGGCAUUUUCUUUCUUUUGCACACAUAUACACUCAUGCACACACACAUAUUUGUUCAAAAGACUUGAUAGUGUUUUUACUUAUGGAACAUGAAAAAAACCAAACACCAAAGUUUUGAAAGAUUUUUUCCCCCUCUUAUCAACUUGUGAUGAAUAAAUCACGGACUACAGCUUUGAAGGCAAUUCUGGCAACUGGAACGUGGAGCAUCCUCAUCUUUUCCCACUACACAGCGCUUGCAUAUUAGGCUAGUUUCUAUAAACUACAUUUGUUUUUCAUUUUUAACUCAUCUGUUUCUGAAGCCUGGCAUAGUAGUCUUGUCUGAUUUUCUGUGCAUGCACAUUUUGUUGUCAGUAAGAAGAAAUACACUGUAACACAGAUGUAUUUCAGGAAGAACAGUUCACUUUAUGGACUGUGAAAAUCCAAAAAAGAUGUUAACGCUUUUUAAGAUUUUCCAGGUCCUUUUUAGAUAAGUAAAAUGGUUUAUGUUUCAAUGUGAAAUAACAUUCGUUUUUUAAAAAAAGAGGGAAAGAGAAAGAAGGUCACUGUUAUGGUAUAACAACAUAAGGGAAUUAAAUCUACUUGCACAAUC
Messenger RNA from Sceloporus undulatus (fence lizard), 2142 nucleotides. It is a transcript of the gene MFSD11, whose product is annotated as major facilitator superfamily domain containing 11. NCBI's taxonomy places the organism in Eukaryota, Metazoa, Chordata, Lepidosauria, Squamata, Phrynosomatidae. The coding region runs from base 208 to 1551 and encodes 447 amino acids. The transcript has 15 exons. The record is from RefSeq and is a predicted model, not a curated record.